AUGAAUGUUGUUUACUUGUUGUUUUGUUUCUUUGGACGCUUAGGCACGAGGAGCAACCCGUCCAAGAUCUCCCAGACGGAGCCCGAGUUCGCGGAGCCCAUCCAGAAUAUCACCGUGCCCGCCGGACGUAAGGUUACUCUGGCCUGCGUGGUGGACAACCUCAACAACUACAGGGUCGCCUGGAUGUUCGUGGAGAAGUUUACGCUGCUGACGCUGGCCAAGAGCGUGAUCACGCACAACUCGCGCUUCAAGGUGACACACAACGGACACCGCACCUGGCACCUGCACAUCCACGACGUCCAGGAGCGCGACAGGGGGGCCUACAUGUGCCAGAUCAACACGUCGCCCAUGAAGUCGCAGAUCGGAUACCUCAACGUCGUUGUGCCGCCCAAGAUCGACGAAGAGAACACGAGUUCAGACACCGAGGUCCGAGAAGGCGGGGACGUGGCACUCAAGUGCAUCGCCAAGGGCACGCCGGAACCGGAAAUCACCUGGAGGAGGGAAGACGACCAGGACAUCGCGUUCGGCCGCGAGAAAGUGUCGUCGGUGAAGGGAACCUGGCUGAACAUCACCAAGGUGUCACGCCUGCACAUGAGUGCCUACCUCUGCAUCGCCUCCAACGGCGUGCUGCCCUCUGUCAGCAAGCGGAUAAUCCUCGAGAUCAGCUUCGCCCCGAUGAUCUGGAUCCCGAACCAGCUGGUGGGCGCGAGCGUGGAGACGGACGUGACGCUGGACUGCAACCUGGAGUCUCACCCCAAGUCGGUGACGUACUGGACCCGUAACACAGACACCAUCAUCCACCAGAACGCCAAGUACUCGGUGCUCACCGUUCAGCACGCCAUGUACAAGGUCCAGAUGCAGCUCGUCGUCAGGAGGCUCAAGCCUGAAGACUUCGGCGAGUACCACUGUGUCGCCAAGAACUCCCUCGGCGAGACGGAAGGCACCAUUAAGCUCUACGAGAUUCCCGCAAGCUCUUCAUCCACGUCGCAUUCUCCGGAGGCCUUCCGCGCCAAAUCCGAAAAACUCCGCAACGGCCAGAUGCGGAACUCCUUGACCAGACCCCACGACAGAGCGAUUCCGACGACGAGGCCACGUGACCUGUCGGAGUUGUCGACGGAUCAACGGCCCUCCUACACCCCCGCCGUGGUGAAACUCGGAGCGCUACUUUCAAUGGAGUUGGGUGAAAAAAACGUUGUGGGUCUCGUACGGCAGACAACUGUGGAACUGUAUACGAGGAUUUCCAAAGCCAUGGCAACGCCGCAUGCCCCAGCCCUCUUCCAUCGACACUACUUCUAG
This is a messenger RNA of Ixodes scapularis (black-legged tick), 1296 nucleotides long. Its product is annotated as lachesin. The coding region runs from base 1 to 1296 and encodes 431 amino acids. Gene Ontology annotation, cellular component: neuron projection. The transcript has 10 exons. The record is from RefSeq and is a predicted model, not a curated record. Lineage: Eukaryota; Metazoa; Arthropoda; Arachnida; Ixodida; Ixodidae.